Pantherophis guttatus is the source of this 1495-nucleotide messenger RNA. It is a transcript of the gene C8H4orf17, whose product is annotated as chromosome 8 C4orf17 homolog. The record is from RefSeq and is a predicted model, not a curated record. NCBI's taxonomy places the organism in Eukaryota, Metazoa, Chordata, Lepidosauria, Squamata, Colubridae.
AGCUGUUGUGUCUCUACUGUUGUUAAGGGAAGUCAAGAACAAAGAAAGCAAAAUAUAGGUUGAAAAGCUUAUCCAAUUGCUUGAGACAAGGGCGUAAAUGUAUUGCAAAAAUUGCUUUGCCUCUUCGGAGAAGAACAAUUCAAAAUCAGAAAAGAAAACCAUUUGACUUGACUGAAGAAGUGCAAGAAGCAGUAGAGUAAGAGAGACUUCCUAAGCCCCACAUUCCGCUAGAUAUAUGAAAGCAUGAAAGUUCCAUCGAGAAGAUGCUGUAGCUACUCCUUGCCCCAUGAAUAACUGCAUGGACAAAAGCCCAGCCUUAAAAUGAAUAUCAAUUUCCGACAACAGCCUGAGCUUCAACUGAGCUACAAAGGAACCGCCAGGCAAAGUUCAAAUGAGCCCUUUCAAAGAGGAGGAACUUAUUUUGUUUGUCGACACUCCCCACAUCCCAAAAAUGUAUGUCACAUUAAAGGAUUAAAUGAUGCGCCUGUCUGCUUUGUUCGGGACCGAGAGUACAAUGACGGACAUUUCAUCAUGCCAGGCCCAGCAUACGGCCCACCUUACAGGCAUCUUGGAACCGCAGCAGAUAAGAAUUUUUCCAAUAAUACUUUGCCAGCAUUGAUACCAGAGGUAGUCGGAACAACUCUUCCACAUCUUGCUAAAGAUGAACGUGCAGAGCUGGGAAAUCAAGCAAGAAACACUCCUCUCUUAAGGAAAAAGGAUGAACCUCUGACAAAAUACUUAGGAGACCGUCCACAAACUAGGACUUCUCAGGACCUCCAUCUUUUCCCUCUUCAGAGAGUGCAUCAUAAAGAAAAUUUCAGGGAAAAUAUGAAUUAUACCCCAAGCUAUCUGGAUCAAGAAAUAAAAGUCCUAGAAAAACUCUGUGACAUUUUACAGACAGAUACCAUUGGAGGGAUUCAAAGUUGGUUAUCCAAGGCAAGUGUGAAAGAGAAAGAGUUUGUAUCCAAUUUCAUACGCUCCGAUAUGACAAGCCGCGAUCUGUUGUAUUAUAGGCCAGCGGCCCGGAUUGAAAAUGACAUUCCAAACAUACAGGCUUUGCUGAGAGGGCAAAAAGGAACACCUAAUGAAGGUAGCCGUAUCAGGACUUCAAGCCAAGGAUCGCUAGCCAGUAAAGUAUCAAGACCAGAUUCAGAAAAAAGUAAUUUAUUUGCAAAGAGAGGGAAAAUUGAUGGAAAUGAGGAGGAUCUUCCCAACAGCUCCACCAAACACUUAAGUGGCCCUCAGUCUUCUUUCUCGACCCAAAACAGCACUCAUUUGUUAUACCGCAAGUCUCGCCUUAGAAAAAUUUAAUUCAGGAGGAAUUCUUCACACCUGUUCCUGUCCCGAGAGUCUUUGAAAACGAGCACGGUAUUUUCUUGGAAGGUAGCGUGUAGUGAACCUCUGACAGUGACCUCCUGAUCUAAGCCCAAAUCUUGAACAUUAAUACAGUGAACCAGUAAUGAAAAUGCUAAAUACAUUUUAUUCGUCUUUGUAA